Molecule: messenger RNA, 936 nt
Organism: Vanrija pseudolonga
Lineage: Eukaryota; Fungi; Basidiomycota; Tremellomycetes; Trichosporonales; Trichosporonaceae
Exons: 5
Coding region: 1-936 (311 amino acids)
Source: RefSeq, a predicted model, not a curated record
AUGAUCACCAUCCCCACUGCGGUGGCCGAGUGGCCCACGUUCCAGGCGUAUGGGCAGCUGGCGCGCCACUAUGCCGAGUACGGCGCGAUACCGACCCCGCUCCACCGGGGCGAGGUGGCCGACGUGCUCUUCCUCGCGAGCAGCAUCUGCACCAGCAUGGCCGCGAGCGUGGAGCAGGUCGCUGGCGCGCGCGAGAUCCGCCUCAAAGUAUUGUGUGUACUAGACCCGUCGUUCCUCCGCGAGCCGUACGACGGCUUGGCGCAGCUCACGCCCAUGCCGUCGGGCAGCAGCACCUUCCACACGUCGGUCUCUAGCCCUAGCCCCGGGGACACGCCGUCUGGCGCCGGCAGCGGCGUUGGCACCGGAACCGGCACCGGCACACUAGAGCACCUCACCCUCGCCAUUGAGGGGAUGCAGGACACGCUGGCCGAGAGCGUAAGCCAGCUGAGCCAGCUAAGCAACGACAUUCUCGCGAUCCGGCCCGCACCGCCGCCACUCGACACCGACUCGGAGAGCACAUGUACUGUCGAAGUCAUCCAGCUGCGGCGCGACAACGAGGCGCUCAAGGGCGAGCUGGCGACUGCCAAGACGCGCCUCAAGAAGGUCGAGGAGGCGCACCGGAAUCGGAUGCUGAACGGCCUCACACCGUUCUCCAAGUGGAACCCGGUCGAGGCGCCGCAUGGCCCCAUACCAGCAGAUCUGCCACCCAUCUCCUCCCGCGAGGCCUUCCUCGCCAUGGACCAGCCAACCGUGGCCCGCUGGGCGAGCUACUACCUCGGCGUGGCUAGUCGUGUGCGGGACGCGCGCGACGCAAACUACCUCCGGAGUCUGAUCUGCCCGUUCAUCGGGAUCCGGCCAGAGCUCACCAAGUGGGCGAGCGAGGGCAAGGCCUCUGCCCCAGCGGGACCCUCGGUUCAGUUUGUGCACCCGUUGUAG